Halichondria panicea is the source of this 1199-nucleotide messenger RNA. Its product is annotated as nudC domain-containing protein 3-like. Bases 95 to 1048 code for a protein of 317 amino acids. Gene Ontology annotation, cellular component: cytoplasm. The record is from RefSeq and is a predicted model, not a curated record. The transcript has 4 exons. Gene Ontology annotation, biological process: protein folding. Lineage: Eukaryota; Metazoa; Porifera; Demospongiae; Suberitida; Halichondriidae.
GCAUGGCAAAAUACUGCCAGAUCAGCAAAAAAUUGUUUACUGCUUUUUUUGUCCUUUGUUUUUGAAGCUUCCUGACUCAAGAAUCUCGUUCAGAAUGGCUGCAGGUCUCCCACUGGGUAAUGUUGGUGGUGGAAAGUACGACGCUGCUCUGAUGGGCAUUCUCCAAGACUGUGUGAAGCUGCCAGUGUUUAUGGACACCAUUUUCAGCUUCCUGGCCCGGAGGACUGACUUCUUCAUUAUCAUGGAGCCUGGCGACACUCAAGCCAAGAUGGGCUUCCUGGAGAGAGAGUCCGAGACUAUGGUCUUGUCGGCCUUCAAGAAGUACGAGCUUCUCACUCGUAAGCGAGAGACUGAGCUGAUGAGAGAGGCGGAGACUAAACUUCUCGAGACUCCACCCUCAAUUGAACCCAUCACGGAUGAACUACCCAUCACUCUCCCUCCUCCGAGCUCUUCGGCGAAAUCGUCGGAGUUAGUGAAGCAAGUGACGGCAGCUGCUGAGAAGGUCUCGGACACGUACAACGGAGCUGAGAUGGACAACUACAAGUGGUCUCAGACUCUGUUGGAUUUGGACAUACGGGUUCCUGUUUCCAAAGGAACCAAGUCCAAGGACGUAAGGGUGGAUAUAAAAAGUGAUCGCCUUAAAGUGGAGCUCAUCAGGCCAAGGAGGAAGCUGCUCCUCGAGAGCCGCCUCCUCCACAAGAUCAAGGUGGAGGACAGCAUGUGGCUACUGGACAGCGCCAAAAGAUGCCUGGUCAUCACUCUGGACAAGACCAAGGAGAUCAUGUGGAAGAGUGUGUUUGUGGGGGAGAAGGGGAUUGACCUCACCAAGGUGGACACCACUCGUGAUAUCAGUGAGUUCGACGUGGAAACCCAAGCUGCCAUACAGAAAGCAAGCUAUGACAACCACAUGAAGAUGCUUGGGAAACCAUCCAGCUCGGAUAAGAAGGCUCACGACAUACUGAGGAAGGCAUGGAAUGCCGAGGGUUCGCCAUUUAAAGGGACUCCAUUCGAUCCGUCUCGCGUCCAAAUCUCAGGAAAUUGGAACUGAAAAAAUAACUUUGUUUAUGACUUGAACGAACAUUUUCUUGUAUUAAUUGUUUCUUGUUGUUUUCCAUGUCAGAGGAGGUACGACCUUAGAUAGAACACAAGUACCUCAAUCAAGGAGAUAUUGAAUUUGAAUGGAAUGUUAAUUAUUAGAA